AUGCCUGUCCUGCAGGCAGAUGGACAUCAGCUGAUUCUGGAAGAGACAUCAGACUGGAACGCUGUAGAGCUGGCGCUCAACGGGGAGACUGUAUUUCGCUGCAACAUGCAUGACCUGGAUUUUGGCGGGGAUGGCGAGUUGGAUCCACUUUGUGAAGAAGCCAGAAAAGCAGUGUUAAAUGUUCACUGAUUUACAGGGACACAAUCCCGUUUUACCUUGGUUUUCUGUCAGACAAUUUACUUGUAUUACAAAGUUAUUAGAAAUGUCAGGA
Molecule: messenger RNA, 271 nt
Organism: Grus americana (Whooping crane)
Lineage: Eukaryota; Metazoa; Chordata; Aves; Gruiformes; Gruidae
Gene: C7H10orf53
Product: chromosome 7 C10orf53 homolog
Exons: 3
Coding region: 1-189 (62 amino acids)
Source: RefSeq, a predicted model, not a curated record